GUUUGUGAUUCUGCUUCUGCUGCUAUUUUAUUUAGUUAGCAAUAACUCGUGAGAGGAGGAGAGUGUAUUGAAUGUUAAUUCUAGACAUUUAAAACGUCCGUGAUUGGUUUCUAUCAAUAACAUUGUUGUGACAAUGAUAAACAUUUUCUUUUGUUAAUUAAAAAAAGUGUCGUUUGUGAUAUUUAUUACGGAAAAUCAACGGUUAUGUUCUAAAUUAAUAAUUUAGCUGGAAUUUCUUGACUGUCUUGGUGUUUAUAGUGUUGGGAUUUGUGUCAGAAGUUCAAAGUCAUGAAAGGUGAACUAGAGAAAUCACCAUCAAGUUCACCCACUACCAAGAAGGGUACGUUGAACGAUGGUCUGUUGAUAGUACCUAACAACGUGAGAAGCAUGGCCAAAAUGGUGACAGAGCAUAGAAGAACAGGUUCGACAGGUACAACAGGGGACGAAUCCUACACCACGGAUGACGAAGACGAUGUAGACGAACCAGACAUAACAAUCAAAGACCACGUCACCCGUAACCUCUUCAACGACCAUGCCCCCGGUACCUUCGGUUGUUUUUCGGACAUUUCCACCAUCACUGAUAAAGUCAGACAUUUGGGUGUGAUGCACAGAAACAGCUCAGACAGUUCCGUGUAUAGUGAAAAAUACUCUGAAGAGUUAGGUUUAGACAGUGACAAAAACCAUGACAGUGAUAACAGGAGUGCGGCUAGUAGUAGUAGUUGGACUAACGGCGUGACCGAGACGAAAGAACAAUGUUUUUUGCGGUUGCAGAGUGAACUCAUGGAAGCUAACCAGGUGUUAAAGCUGCGGGACCAGGAGUUGAGCAGGCUGAGCAGGAUACGGCAAGACGUAGAGUCCGAGUUGGAGGAUCUGACUGCUAGUUUAUUUCAAGAAGCGCACACGAUGGUUCGAGAAGCAAACGAAAAACAAGCAGCUGCAGAAAAGGCGUUAAGGGAAAGUCAGAUGAAGGUCGACGUUCUGACUGCCGAAGUAGCUGCCUUAAAAACUCUAGUUCUCACUUCGACUCCCAGCUCUCCAAAUCCACACCUUCAUCCUCAAAUAGGCAACGGCAAAGACGAACCAGGUGUGGUAUUGUUCAAAAAGCAUCGUAGAUCCCCAUCACACUUUAAUCUUAAAUACGGCAGAGAAAACUCUCCUCCGGAUUCUCCAGUGAAGGAAGUGGUACAUAUUACUUCGGAAAUUGAAAGCAAAGACGGCUUGGAGGUCGACCCAGUGAUUCACAAAGAAUUCCUCUUAUGGCGACAGAAACCAGUUCUGGAGAAACGUGACCCGUUCAUUCAGCGAAUUUACGAGGAAGACAUCGGUUUAUGUUUAAACUUCAACAAUAAAGAACUAUCUCAUCGUGUCGUGCAUGCUGUAGAAUCUGGUACCAUUCUCAUCGAGGCCGUGGGCGACAAAACCAAAGCCAUGUUUCCGAAAAAAUGUGCCUUGCUGGAAGUCCCAAGGUUAUGUUUUUAUCGAAUGAGUAUUGGAGAAACCGACGACUGGUACAACAUAUCGCAAAUUUGUCGGAAUAGGAUAAUUGCAGUCUGUGAUUUUUUAAACUACCUCAAGUACAUCGAAGGAGGCUUGGUCAAAAGUUCCGCUCACGACGUCUACUGGGAAAUCGUAAGGUUACGUAAAAAUAUGUGCCUCGCAAGACUGGGAUUGGUUCUCUCAUCGUGAAACACUUAGGAAUACUCACAAAACGUGCCAAAAUGAUUUUUUAUGUAUAAACUGUUAUGGAUCUGUUGAUGUUAAACCAAAGAUUAUGUUUUUAGUUCAUACAAAGCGGUUGUUAUCUACAUAAAGUGCAGAAUAAGAUAAAAACGAGGGGAAAUGUUCAAAGAAUGUCACGAACUGGCCCAAAAAUUAUAUAAAUACACGAAACAGCAAUUUUCAAUAAAAAAAAUAAGGACAAUCAAUCUAAAAUUAACAAAUUGUUCUAAGUAAACUCAAAAGUAGCAGUUUUUUUACCAAAACAGUUUGAGCUGGUCUUCGACUGUAUUUUAUAAAAAUAUCUCUACUUUAUCCAGGAAAACUCUUUCGACUAUUGAAAUAUAUCAAGUUGUUUUGAAAUUCUGCAUUAGAGUAACAACCAUUUUGCUAGACAAUUUUAUUAUAUAUAUUUUCUCAAGUUAAAAUUGUAUAUUUGUAGUUUAAAAAAUACUUUGUGUGCUAUAAUAAAAGAUACAUUUUUGUG
Messenger RNA from Diabrotica virgifera virgifera (western corn rootworm), 2203 nucleotides. Its product is annotated as alkylated DNA repair protein alkB homolog 8. Gene Ontology annotation, biological process: exocytosis. Bases 289 to 1686 code for a protein of 465 amino acids. The transcript is spliced from 9 exons. Gene Ontology annotation, molecular function: S-adenosylmethionine-dependent methyltransferase activity; guanyl-nucleotide exchange factor activity; RNA binding. The record is from RefSeq and is a predicted model, not a curated record. NCBI's taxonomy places the organism in Eukaryota, Metazoa, Arthropoda, Insecta, Coleoptera, Chrysomelidae. Gene Ontology annotation, cellular component: Golgi to plasma membrane transport vesicle.